AUGGACCACUGUCAGAGUCUCCCAUCGCCACGUCUGCCCCCCAAAAUAUGCGACUACAUACUCGAUUACCUAUGGGAUGACCACAAGACCCUCAAGGUCUGCAGCCUCGUCACGCGAGAAUGGCUCCCCACGACGCGGAGACAUCUAUUUCAUUCCGUCCGUAUC
Messenger RNA from Laetiporus sulphureus 93-53, 165 nucleotides. RefSeq lists its product as uncharacterized. NCBI's taxonomy places the organism in Eukaryota, Fungi, Basidiomycota, Agaricomycetes, Polyporales, Laetiporaceae. The record is from RefSeq and is a predicted model, not a curated record. Gene Ontology annotation, molecular function: protein binding. The transcript has a single exon. The annotation marks the transcript as partial.